UCUGUCGUAGCCCGUGUCAGUUCAGUUGCACACAAUACUGGCUGUCAGUCUUCCUUGCUCUCCACCCAUUGAUCAUGUCGCUCUCCUUAUGCCUCACUCCCUUCGCUUCUUCUUCCCCACAAUCCCACCCAAGAAUCCCUCUUCCCAAACCCAGGAACCCCACCAUUUUUCCUUCACGAAAGCUCUCAAAACUCCACCCAAUCAGAUCUGUCCAAGAACAAUUUGAUCACCAGCCUCUUACUCGGUCAACACCCAGAUGGGAAAACAUGCUUUCCACUGCAGCAAGCUUGUACCCUCUCUAUGUCACUGCUGGAGGGGUUGUUGCAUGUGUGAAGCCAUCUGUUUUCGCUUGGUUUGUGGAGAAAGGCCCAGCUUCUUAUAGCUUAUCACUUGGGUUAAUCAUGUUAUCCAUGGGUAUCACAUUGAAGCUCAGGGACUUCUUCAAUUUAUUGAUCCAGAGGCCUUUUUCUAUACUUUUUGGAUGUGUUGCUCAGUACACAAUUAUGCCAUCUUUUGGACUGAUUAUUAGCAAAGCCUUGGGGCUUUCUCCAUCUCUUACAGUUGGAUUAAUAUUGCUUGCCUGUUGCCCAGGGGGCACUGCCUCCAAUGUGGUGACCUUAAUUGCUCGAGGGGAUGUUCCACUAUCUAUUGUGAUGACGAUUUGCACUACUUUUGGAGCAGUGCUCCUUACUCCUUUGUUGACCAAGAUUCUCGCAGGUGCGUAUGUCCCUGUGAAUGCUGCAAAUCUGUCCAUCAGCACCUUGCAGGUGGUUGUUGGUCCAAUUCUGCUAGGUUCUUAUAUACAGAGCAGAUUUCCUGAAUUAGUGAAAGCGGUUACACCUUUUGCACCGCUUUUUGCUGUUUUAGCUUCAUCACUUCUUGCGUGCAGUGUAUUCUCAGAAAAUGUUGUGCGGCUCAAAUCCUCAAUGGUCAGUGCAUCAUUAGCAUCGGACGUGUCUCCACUCCUGCGCAUUCAAUCCCUUUUAUCUGGAGAACUGGGGCUUGUGAUACUCUCAGUGCUGUUAUUGCAUUUUGCGGGUUUCUUUGUUGGGUACAUAGCAGCAGCUAUUGCUGGGUUUGGAGAACGGCAAAGACGGGCAAUAUCAGUUGAGGUCGGUAUGCAAAAUUCUUCCUUAGGCGUGGUUUUAGCAACAUCCCAUUUCCCGUCACCAAUGGUUGCAUUACCUCCUGCCAUGUCCGCCGUGAUCAUGAAUAUCAUGGGUAGCAGUUUGGGCUUCUUCUGGAGAUACAUCAAUCCUUCUGAUUCAAAGAACAAUCCCAAAGCUGAUGGAAGUAAGCAAGGCUAGAACCUUUUUAAUGUUGAACACAAUAAAAUUCGGGUUUUCUCCUUUUGUUAUUGGUUCAUUGUUUUCGUACUCCUUUAGUCAGAAUAAUACAUCAUCUGCCACAAUUUUUUUGCCUGCU
Messenger RNA from Vitis riparia (riverbank grape), 1425 nucleotides. RefSeq names its product probable sodium/metabolite cotransporter BASS2, chloroplastic. Bases 75 to 1307 code for a protein of 410 amino acids. NCBI's taxonomy places the organism in Eukaryota, Viridiplantae, Streptophyta, Magnoliopsida, Vitales, Vitaceae. The record is from RefSeq and is a predicted model, not a curated record. Gene Ontology annotation, cellular component: membrane. The transcript has 7 exons.